AUGGGGACCCUGAACAGUCGGGUCAAAUACAAAAUCGUUGAAGCCGUUAAUAAUCUAACGGAAAAUUUCACAAUAGACGAAUUUCGCGGAGAAAUAUCGCUGAACGGUCCGCUAGAUUAUGAAGGCCUUGACCCGGAUUUGAAUGGCAAAAUCAUCAUUACGGUGAUGGCCUACGACAUGGGAAUCCCGCCAAUGAACUCAACAACCAAUGUCACAGUUACCGUUGAGGACGAAAACGAUAAUGUCCCUGUUUUUGACAAAAAAAUGUAUUUUGCACACAUCGCUGAGAACUCGCCACCUGGUACUAGUGUGACUAAAAUUCGAGCACAUGAUGCCGAUAUUACAAGUCCCAACAACGAAGUUAUUUACAGAAUCGACAGUGGAGCAUUCGACAAAUUCCGUAUUGACGCCGUCAGCGGAAUUCUAACUGUAGAGAAAGGCGCCAUAUUGGAUCGUGAGAUGAUGGCUAAAUACCAGUUAAACGUUUCGGCUAUCGAUCGUGGCACACCUUCCAACCACGGCAAGUGCCAAGUAAUCAUCUACAUCGGCGACGUUAAUGACGAAUCACCGUUCUUCGACAAACCGACUAACUACCUGACAGUCAUGGAGAACCAGACGAUUGGCACAAUCAUACAUACUGUGUCUGCAAAAGACAACGACUUAGGAGCUCACCUUGAAUAUUAUAUUUUGUCUGAUCGAAUCCAAGCCUUCAAUGAUCUCACACCUGUGCCGCCUAAUAUUUUAGAAACUAUCAAGAGUCAUUUUGGUAUCUACAAACAGACCGCUACAGUGAUUCUAACAAUUACAGUCCUUGAUGCAAACGACAAUCCUCCUGAUUUCUUACCAAGUAAAAUCUACCGAGUAAAUGUUUCCGAGGGUGUCCCUCUUGAUACAGAGGUUUUGACAGUUAAAGCAACAGACAAGGACAAGAACCAGAAAAUAUGGUUCCGAAUUGGAUAUGAUCCAAUGGCAACAUUUAAAAUCAAGUCAUCUGAAUCGUACACAGGUAUCAUCCGUCUUCAAAGACAACUGGACAGAGAAGAAUACUCGAAUAUCACAUUCACUGUGUUAGCUAUUGAUGAAAAAGGUGCACAUCCGCUGACGUCAACUGCAACAGUCUACGUCAAUGUAGUGGAUAUGAACGACAAUCGACCACGUUUCAUUACUCAAGAGUACGUCUAUUCUGUUAACAUAGAUAUUGAAGUUACUCAGAUCUAUCUAUCUAUCUAUCUAUUUUUCGAUCUAACUAGCUAUCUAUAUAGCUAUCUAUCUACCUGUCUAAUAUUCCAGAUAUUUCGGAACCUUUAG
This is a messenger RNA of Acanthosepion pharaonis, 1308 nucleotides long. The record is from the annotation of a GenBank genome assembly. Lineage: Eukaryota; Metazoa; Mollusca; Cephalopoda; Sepiida; Sepiidae.